GGACCUAGAGUGCGUCCACCUAAGGGCAGAGCCCUUUCAUCUGUCCUACCUGGCUCUCCCCCUUUUGUGUCUUGAGAGAUGUGAUUGAAGGAGCAGUAGAGACAGCAGCUGUAUUCACAAGGGGGUGGAAAACUGAGGCAUGCUCCCACAGUCUGAAGGUGAAGGUCCUGAAGGCAGGACCUAGAAGCCCAGCAUGAGGCCACUGGCCCCAUAUCCUUCUCUGGGUUGAGGUUCACAGGGUGGCUAGGGCCAUAUGCUUUCAUUUCUGAUGCUUUUCCUCUCUCUGCAGCUGGAACAGGCGGCGCCAUUCACGCAAACACCUAGGCCUGAGGGAGGAGGCUGGAUCUCCACUGCUUCCCUUUCCCCCACUACAGUGCAAGAGCAUCAUGGUCUUCAGACUCCUCCAAAGAAAGCAGACUUAAUUCCACAUCCCCAGACUCCAGCGACACUCUCCUUAGAGCACACGGAAGCUUCCCAGGCUGCCCCCAGACCCUCACAAUGGGUCUUCCUGUCUCGCACUUCCAUGACCACACAUUCGCCUUCAGAAGUCCCCUCUCCUCUGUGGCCUUCUUGGCGAUCUGAUGGGCCCCAAAUGCUCCUGGGUUCUGAACCAUCUGUUCCCCUAACUGAAGUUCCAAGAGCUAUGAUGGCUGAGCAGGACCCUGCCCAGCCAUCAGGAAGUCCCUUCCCACUGGGCAAACUGUCAAGAGAGACUGUGAAAUCAACAGAGUCCGUGGAUCCCACCUGGAGGGAGCCUGCCCACAUCAGUGAGGAGUUCCCACCGUUGACAAGGCCUUUCAUGAGCAGCCUGGCUGAAGAGGGUUUGAUUUUCCACCAUGCUUCCAGAAGGCCUCAGGAGAUACUACCGAUAAUCAAGGCUGAGGGGCCACUGCAGAAUGACCGUGAUCCCUCUGGAGAGGGGGCCAGAGGGUACCUGGACCUGUCAACCUCAGAACCAAGUCAGGGCAUGGAAGGGCUGGGACUCAUCAUCUUGCCGGGGACUGAUGUCACAUUUACCAGCCCAAGAGGGAGGCAGCCAGAUGCCAGUGCCUAUCUGGUGACCCCAAGUCCAGAGCUCUCUGGGAGGCACAGGGUGGACCCAGCAGUUCCCCAGACAACACUUGCCAGGGACCUUCUGGCUUCCGCCUCUGAGAAGCCUGCAACCCCUUCUGAAGGAGGUACAGACAGGAUCCUUCAGCUUGAGGCAGCCCCCAUAUGGCCUGAGGGCUGGCAUGAGCCGUGGGCUGGACACACAACCAGCCCCCUGCCUCAACACACCCAAAGCCUUCUGGCUCCUACAGAAAUCAUAUUGCCCCACUCUGGUGAGCCUGGGACCCCCCUCUCCAAUGGUCAAGAGUCGAUGGAGGCCAGGCUAGCCCCCACCCCUGAGAGUCAUCAGCUUCCUGAGCUUUAGCACAUGUGGAGGGGUGCUUCGAGAGGUCCUGUUCUUAGAAGCUUCAGGGGUGAGUCAUAGGAGUGUCCAGGGAGGGGAGGAGCAAAGGAAAUGGAGGACAUGGUUUGGUAUGCUCACACUUCCCUUCAGGAAGAGCUCUGUGACAGGACAAGGGCCCUUGGCCUCCCUGAGCUGGCCCAGCUGUGUUUUACAUCUCACUAUUAAAUCCGGGCAAUGUGCAGGCCUUGUAGCCAGGCCCACCCAUGCCUAGAACUCUGGUCCCAGGGUCUCCACUCUAGCUCUGUGACCUUAGCAGGGCACUAGCCUUUCUGAGCCUCAGUUUCCCCAUCAACUGAGUGGAAAUGAUACUAGGUCCUCCCCAGUGGGGUCAUUGAAGGGGGUGAACAAGGAUCAUGUAAAGCCUUGAGCACCGAGCCCCGUGCAAGCAUGCUGGGAUCCCCAGGGAGGGAGGAUGGAGUGUCGCUGCCUUGCUUUCUGUGAUCACAUCCUGUGGUUUCUAUGGCAGCAGCUGGUACCCUUCUGGCUUGGACAGACCCAUUGACCUGCAGUGACCCGGAGCUCCCAAACUCAGUGGCCCAGAAGCCCAGCUGUGGCCUGGGCCGGAACCCCAUUCGGUGCUUCCCUGAGAGGGCAGUGCCUCACCCCCUCCAGGCCGACCUGUGGCUGGAAGUGGGAUUUGAAAUGCAGCCAAGAAGAGGAGGCCGGCGGCAGUGCCCGCCCAGAACGCGAACUAAA
Messenger RNA from Peromyscus californicus insignis, 2149 nucleotides. RefSeq lists its product as uncharacterized. The transcript has a single exon. The coding region runs from base 254 to 1414 and encodes 386 amino acids. Gene Ontology annotation, biological process: heart development. Lineage: Eukaryota; Metazoa; Chordata; Mammalia; Rodentia; Cricetidae. The record is from RefSeq and is a predicted model, not a curated record.